AUGUGUGGCAGCCCGCCCGGCUUAACUCCUGUGGGUCCGGGUUUUGACUCCGGUGGGGCCCAAACCUGACUCUGUGGGGCCCGGUGAGUUGUGACUGCUGGCUGUGCGGGUUGAACCCCCAACCUAACUCUCAACAACUUGAACUGAAAGAAAAGAUGGAUGCUAUCUCCGAGACUCUGUUAACCCGGCUGAGAAAUCCGGGUUCAUUUCUUGCCGUUUCCGCCAGAUGACUUUGGAAUUCCGCGACAAUAGUCUUCCUUGAAAAUAACAAACGACCAUGGAUUCUGGAUGUGCCUGCUUCUUAACUGGCUUCCUUCGCCCGAUCCCGUUAGACUGUUAGUGAAGGUCCAACAAAUCGUUUUCACUUCCUCCCUCCUCCCUCCGAAGUCGACGAUGCAAUCUUUUCUCCAAUAUCGCCGGAUGCGAGCGUCAGUUAAAAGUGACCUCGCACACGUUCGCGUCAAGGCAGCCGGAACCAGUUCUCCAAACUCAUCAUCAUUGGAAACCAAGGAAGUCCCCGACGGCGAUGUUUCUCAGAGCAACGAUUUGGAGAAGGAUAAGACUUGGGCGAGCGCACUGGGGGUCAGGAUUUCUCGGCCCGCAGAAGAUGACGGGAGUGUGGCCUACUUGGUAGAUUGGAAGGAUGGGGACCCUCAGAACCCUCACAACUGGAAACGCUCCCAAAAGUGGGCGUGUACCUUUGCGGUAUGCCUGCUCACUCUGGCCAUCACCAUCCCGUCUUCCAUCGACGCCCCGGUGGCCGAAGCCUUCAACGACCACUUCGGCGUCUCCCCCAUGGCAGGAUCCAUGACUACGGGCAUGUAUCUGCUCGGGACCGGCUUUGGCGCCCUCUUCGCCGGUACUGUGUCGGAAACCUUCGGCCGCAAUGUCAUGUAUAUGACGACAUUUGUCGUUUUCAUGCUUUUCAUUCUGGCAAAGGCCAUGGCGCCCAACUUCGGCGGCGCAAUCGUCUUCCGCUUCCUGACGGGCUUUUUCGGCUCGACUCCCAUGACGGCCGCUGGCGGAACUAUUGCCGACAUGUGGAGCCCGCUCGAAAUGAUUUUCUGUGUUCCCGUCGGUGCCAUGACAUCGUAUGCCGGCCCGAUCGUCGGCCCUAUCCUUGGGGCUUAUCUUCCCCAGAUCGGCUUCCGCUGGGCCGACUGGCUCGCUCUCAUUAUCGCUGGCGCCGUGCUGGCAUACGUCUUUCUGUUCCAGCCCGAGACAUACCGACCGAUUCUUCUGGAGUGGAAGGCUAAACACCUGCGCGAUCUCACGGGCGACGCACGAUAUCGGGUCGAGGAGCACGCCGCCACAAGCACCUUGGCUAAGAGGCUUCUAGUCAACCUGUACCGGCCCUUCGUCAUGACCUACACGGAGCCGAUUAUCCUGAUUUUCACCUUCUAUCUGACCGUCAUCUACUUCGUCUUGUUCGCCUUCCUCAAUGGAUACCCAUUUAUCUUCGAGCAGACCUAUGGCAUUUCCCAUUCCAUGACCUUCAUCCUCUGGGUUGCUCUCCUCGUCGGCGAUCUUGCCGCCCUCCCUCUUAUCCCAUUGAUCUACGGCUGGGCAAAGAAGGCCGCUGUGAAGGGAACUUUGACGCCCGAGUUGUGCCUGUGGUACGGAAUGCUGGGCGGCUCCAUCAUGUUGCCCAUCUCGCUGUGGUGGCUGGCUUGGACCUGCUACUCUGACAUCAGCAUCUGGGUGCCCAUCGUGGGCUCGGCCUUUUUCGGCUACGGCUUGGUCACCAUUUUCACCACCACCUUCCUGUACACCGUCUUCGUCUACGGUGUCCACUCGGCGUCCGCCCUCGCCUUCAUGACCUGCGUCCGCUACAUCAUUGCGGGAGCCCUAGUCCCCGCGUCGAUUCCCAUGUAUCAGAACUUAGGGCCGCACAAGGCACUAACGAUCCCGGCCGCUCUCGCCACGGUAUUGGCUCCCGUGCCGUUUCUCUUGUACAAGUAUGGUGCCAGGAUUAGGGGCGCGAGCAAGAAUGCGAUGCGUCACUGAGGCGGAUAUCAGGGAGACGGAAAAUGACAAAGGAACGUGGAGGAUUUAAUUGCCGCUCUCUCUCCUCGCCCUCAAGGAGAUUACUGUGUAAUAGCUCAAGAAACGGAAAUACCCCAGGCCAAGACGCUUGUCAGCGAGGUUGUCC
Molecule: messenger RNA, 2152 nt
Organism: Chaetomium fimeti
Lineage: Eukaryota; Fungi; Ascomycota; Sordariomycetes; Sordariales; Chaetomiaceae
Product: major facilitator superfamily domain-containing protein
Exons: 3
Coding region: 289-2007 (572 amino acids)
Biological process (GO): transmembrane transport
Cellular component (GO): plasma membrane
Molecular function (GO): transmembrane transporter activity
Source: RefSeq, a predicted model, not a curated record